This is a messenger RNA of Talaromyces amestolkiae, 741 nucleotides long. RefSeq lists its product as uncharacterized. The transcript is spliced from 2 exons. The record is from RefSeq and is a predicted model, not a curated record. NCBI's taxonomy places the organism in Eukaryota, Fungi, Ascomycota, Eurotiomycetes, Eurotiales, Trichocomaceae. Bases 1 to 741 code for a protein of 246 amino acids.
AUGAGCAUCGUGGAUAUACAUCGAUUACAGACCCGGAGGGGUUUCGAGGGCCAGAAUAUUUACUUCCACAAAAACCACCCUAUUCAAUUCGUCUGCCUGGCCGGCUACAUCGUGACGCGCGACGAAUACGAGCGCCGCACCGUGCUCACAAUCGACGACAGCAGCGGCUCCAUUAUUGAAGUUGUGUGUCUCAAAGCGCCGAUCACAGAUACCACCGAAACMAGUACUCCUACCACUACCGCUGCCACUACAACAGCAGCAGAAAUGAUAAACGUAACAUCCACAACCCGCGCACCCAUCGACAUCUCAAUCCUCCGUAUCGGCACAUGCGUAAAAUUCAAGGGCACACUAUCCCCCAAAUUCAAGACCCAUACACCAACAAUGACAGUAAUCCUCGAACGCUUCUGGCAUUUAACCGACACAAACUCCGAAGUCAGAUUCUGGAACGAGCGGUCCCGGUUUAUGAUUGAUGUCCUUUCCCAACCGUGGUACUUAUCGGCGGAUGACGUUGAGGAAUUACGGAAACAAGCACAAUCGCAAGAACGAAAAGUGAUAAAGGAUCGACAGCGGAAACAGGAGAGGCAGAAACGUGAGCAGGAGAGGGAGGAGAGGUAUCAGAGACGGGUUAUGAGAAGGUGGGAAGCUGAACAGAAGGUGCGAGAGGCGGAGGAGGAGCGUGUGAGGUUGGAUAAUAAACGACUAGAAAAGUGGUUGGCUCUGAAGAGGGAGCCGAAGGAAUAA